Messenger RNA from Trametes versicolor FP-101664 SS1, 556 nucleotides. RefSeq lists its product as uncharacterized. The record is from RefSeq and is a predicted model, not a curated record. Lineage: Eukaryota; Fungi; Basidiomycota; Agaricomycetes; Polyporales; Polyporaceae. The transcript has 2 exons. The annotation marks the transcript as partial.
ACCAACCACAGACGCGCGGAACCCGAACGCACGUCCUCAGAAGUUCGCGGUGGACGUCGUGGGUACCUCGCCAGUCCAGCGGAGAAACGACCCUGCGCCAUGAGAGGCGCUGUGAGCCCGAUCGCGCUCGGGCUCCCAUGGCCCAAGCGACGGUAUGUUCGUCGCACGGCCCUCCACGGGAACGCGCCCAGCGUCCUCCCCACCCUCUGGGGGCCCAGAGGAGGCGCGCUGGGCCUCUGCGCUGGGAAGCACGCCCCAGGCCACCCGCGCACCGGCCUGGGGCAGCCAGGGCCCGCCCGUGGGUUCCUCGUCGUUGUCGCGGCGAAACCAUGGUCGCGCGUUGCCCCCUCCCUCUGGAAGCCCUGCGCGCACCGUGUUUGUGCGUUCGUUCGUUCGCGAUCGAGUACUGCGUCCGCGCGCGGUCCUCUGCGCGCCGGGGGCUCGCGCGCGCACUGCGGCGGUGUGGGCAUGGCGCGCCUGGGCACUGUACCGUGGCUGCUGCUCCCAUACCGAAACAGCGAGCCGCGCAGGAGGAGGCGAGGAGAGGCGAGCGUAG